Messenger RNA from Anarrhichthys ocellatus (wolf-eel), 2860 nucleotides. It is a transcript of the gene lrpap1, whose product is annotated as low density lipoprotein receptor-related protein associated protein 1. The transcript has 8 exons. Bases 178 to 1227 code for a protein of 349 amino acids. Lineage: Eukaryota; Metazoa; Chordata; Actinopteri; Perciformes; Anarhichadidae. The record is from RefSeq and is a predicted model, not a curated record. Gene Ontology annotation, molecular function: heparin binding; very-low-density lipoprotein particle receptor binding; lipase binding. Gene Ontology annotation, cellular component: cis-Golgi network; endomembrane system; endosome. Gene Ontology annotation, biological process: negative regulation of very-low-density lipoprotein particle clearance; negative regulation of receptor internalization.
CAACACAUGGGCCGAGACAAGAAACUACAUAUCCCAGAAUGCUUUAACUUCGGAAGUGCCCUCCCGUUUUGAGCACAUGACUUGGGGUUCACCAGUGUGCCGCAACAGAAACAUUUGCAUCGCUGUCCCGGAUAUCUGUGUUUCCACGCUAGUCGUGCUGUGUGUGUGUGUGUGAGGAUGAAGCUGCAGUGUGUGCUCGCUGCUCUGUGUGUAGGUGUGGGGGCACUGGCCGGGAAAUACACUCGUGAAUUGAACGAGCCCAAGCCGAGCGGCGGCGGCAGUGAUGGGCAGACGGUGGAGUUCAGGAUCGCUAAAUUGAACCAGGUGUGGGAGAAGGCGAAAAGGCUGCAGUUGACUCCGGUGCAGCAGUCUGAGCUGCACAGCGACCUGAAGAUCCAGGAGAAGGAUGAGCUGCAGUGGAAGAAGGUGAAAGUGGAGGGGCUGGUUGAGAACGGGGAGAGAGAGGCCCAGCUCCGACGCAGCUUCUACGUGAUCCUGGCCAAAUAUGGAAUGGACGGGAAAAGAGACACUCGCCCACUGGAGAGCAACCACCUGAAGGACCACGACACCCAAGAGGGAGACAUGUUUGACGACCCAAGGCUGGACAAACUGUGGAACAAGGCCAAGAUCUCGGGGAAGUUCUCCAGCGAGGAGCUGCUGAGUCUGAAGAGGGAGUUCCAGCAUCACAAGGACAAGACCCACGAGUACAACAUCCUCAUGGACACUGUCAGCAGGACCGAAGAAAUACACAAGAACGUGAUCUCUUCCCUGGAGGGCGACGCCAAAGAGCACAUGCUGCACCAGAAGCACACGGACCUGAAGCAGAAGAUGAGAGACCUCAACCAGGGCUUUGAGCGCCUCCGUAAACUCAGCCACGAGGGCUUCACUGGAGACAGUGAGUUCCGGGAGCCCCGUGUGAUUGAACUGUGGGAGGCUGCCAAGAGAACAAACCUCAGCGAAGACGAUUUGGACUCUCUGAAGGAGGAGCUGCGUCACUUUGAGACCAAGGUAGAGAAGCACAGCCAUUACCAGGAGCAGCUGGAGCUUUCCCACCAGAAGUUGCGACAUGUGGAGUCUUUAGGAGACAAAGAGCACAUCAAGAGGAACCAGGAGAAGUACGAGACACUCGCUGAGAAAACCAGGGAGAUGGGUUACAAGAUGAAGAAACAUAUGCAGGACUUGUCUAACAAGAUCUCCCAGGAGGGCCUCCGGCAUAAUGAGCUCUGAGAGGAUCACGACUGAACUGAAAUAAUUCCCUCUUCAAUCACAGCGCUCCUUCAACUACAAAAAGAAAUCCGUUUUCUACUUUUCUAGUGUUAUCUGACAUUGAUUUAUUUUGUCGAUGAAUCGUGGGUUGUUUGUACAUAGUAUUCAGACUAGUCUGCUACAUCUGUGUGCAGGUGUAGAAGAAAUGUCUCGCUGAAAAUGUGGCCAAAAUCCCAAAACGGCAUGAACAGAAGUUGAGUCACUCUUAGUCAGAUGAUGGAGUUUAGUUGCUGAGGGAUGGUUCAGGGGAACAGCCAACCGACUGCACUAGUACUUCACACUGUCCACACCCGUCUAUCAGUUACUAAUGUAAUAUCAGCUACUGUAGUAACGUGUACCUCAGUCUGCUGAACUAUUGUAAUGUUAUCGUCUAAUCAAUUUAAAAUGAAGACAGUGCAGAUUCAGCAAGAUAACAGCAAUCUUUAAUGUGUAAGAUAUACAGGUGCCAACAACAUACAAACAGUAAUAUUUAAAAAAAUAUAGUCAAACAUCACUCUCAUUGUCUUGGCACGGAUAAAAACAGUUCAUAUUUACAAACCCUGUUGUGCUAUUUCUGGUUUCUGCUGAUAAACUUAGUGCCAUAUGUUGGAGAGUUUAGAACAAACACACUUCCGUGCUUUUCUAUUCAUCAACUCCCACUAGCAGCAGUCGGCAGCGUCAUUGAUUAUUGUGAUGAGUAAUGAUCCUGGCUGGCUGGGCCUCAUGGGUCUGGAUUAAUGUCAUCUGAACCUGAAGUAAAGUAAAGUAUCGCUAAGAUGCUUCUUUCAAUCGAGUGCUUUUAAGCUCAGCUGUGGAACGACGAGUUCCCCAGUUAGCUUGUCUAACAGUCGAGGUGUCGGUGCCAUGAGGGGGGCUUGAUCUCAGUCUGAAGAAAGUCAAUUUAUUUGUAAAUUCCACCUUGCCAAGUACAGCUGCUGUCGAUCCUUUUUCCAUACUUAUAUUAUCAGGUUAACAUUAGUGUUUAGUGCAUUCCUUUAUGAUUAAGGCUAUUUUAUAAUGAUCACCUGAGUGAUUCUUAGAAGGCCUUCUAUUGUUAUUCAUAGUGGGAUGGACUGUUGGUGGGAACACUGACAUAACUUCUGUGUUCUAAGUACAACAGUGAUUGCUAUGAUCAACUGCAAUUAAGCACUUAAGCUUAUUUACGGAGGAGAUGGAAAGAAUCGGCGAUGAAAACUGUUUUGAAGUGUCCGUUUGGUAGCCCUCAGCGCCUGCUCUCCUGCUGAGUCAGCCUGUCCUCUCGGCCCCGAACAUGCUCCGCCCCCUCGCUGAGCUGUUUCCAUGGUAGUGAUGUCGAGGUGGGCGGACUUCAUGGAGCCCUCUUCAGCGGUGAAGGGGAGAGAAGGAAAGACGUCUGCGUUACGUGAUCGCUAACCUAGAAUAGUUACUUUGACCCUGUGUUAACUUCAGUGGUAGUGCUGCAAUAUAACUCUUAACCAUUCAUUAAAUGGAAAUGCAUUAAACUACUUCAAGGUCUUUGCUUUAUUUUGCAAAUUCACAGCUUAGAAUUUAAAUGUUUAAACUGUAGAUCUAUUUUCAGAAUCUAAAGAUGUCAUUGAUAUGUCUUUUUCAUGAAUAAAGUCUUUCUCCCCAUUUA